This is a messenger RNA of Jatropha curcas, 1249 nucleotides long. Its product is annotated as ubiquitin-conjugating enzyme E2 2. The record is from RefSeq and is a predicted model, not a curated record. NCBI's taxonomy places the organism in Eukaryota, Viridiplantae, Streptophyta, Magnoliopsida, Malpighiales, Euphorbiaceae.
CACACAAAGCUACAUUUUGUAAUUACCAAGAGAAUUAUAAAACAGUCUUUAGAAAUGUCUGUAGCGAGCGACUUGGCCAUUACAGAAAGAAGAGGAAAACCCAUAGGGACCGCUUACGCGAGCCACCUAAUUGCUAUUCUCUCUCUUUUUCUUUUUUCUUUUUUUUCUUUUUUUUUUUGCUAAUUAUCAAUUAAUUUAAUCACUCGAUAUUCCAAUAAAAAUCUUCUUCCGAGGAUUUUUCUCUAUUUAAUCAAUUGCUCCAUCUGUCUUUCAUGGAAGCUUUUCUCUAAUCUUAGAUAAUUUUUUCUGUUUGUUUACUGAGAAUUAGAUUAUUAAAAAAAGUCUUUUUCGGUAGAAUUUAGCACUACUUGCUGCGUUUCUGGACGAGCGGUGAGGAUGACUACCCCAUCAAGGAAGAGACUGAUGAGGGAUUUUAAGAGGCUGCAACAGGAUCCUCCUGCUGGGAUUAGUGGUGCUCCUCAAGAGAAUAAUAUUAUGCUAUGGAAUGCUGUUAUAUUUGGGCCUGAUGACACACCAUGGGAUGGAGGUACGUUCAAAUUGACACUUCAGUUUACAGAAGAUUAUCCUAAUAAGCCCCCAACAGUGUGUUUUGUUUCUAGAAUGUUCCAUCCAAAUAUUUAUGCAGAUGGAAGCAUUUGUUUGGACAUCCUACAGAAUCAGUGGAGUCCUAUUUAUGAUGUGGCAGCCAUACUAACAUCAAUCCAGUCAUUGCUCUGUGAUCCAAAUCCAAAUUCUCCUGCAAAUUCAGAAGCUGCACGGAUGUUUAGUGAGAACAAGAGGGAAUACAAUAGGAGAGUACGGGAAAUAGUUGAGCAGAGUUGGACGGCUGAUUAAUUUCCUAGUUUGGCAGCAGAACUUGAAAAGUCCUUCUCUACCCUGUUUAAAUAACAAUGAACUCGGAAUUGUGAUUGCAUGUGCUUGCUAUAUAGUAUGGAUAUGUUUGGCCUCUUUAUUGCAAUGUUUCCUCUACCUACUUAUGUUGAACUUUGUUUGCAAUUUACUUUUUGGAAAGGUAAGAAAGGAGAACUUGUUCACCUUAUUUGCUUGGACUAAAGAGGGCGGUAAAUUGCUUGCUAUCUUUAGUUUAGCCUGGGUUUUUAGUCCACAACAGCCUUUUGUUCUUAACCUCAAGUUACAGAGACAAUCGGUUGCUUGUACUUUUAGUUAAGGAUGUACAAGACAGGAAAACUGCAGAAAAUGCUUGGGGGUAAAAAUGGAUUUUAAGAUA